Molecule: messenger RNA, 2252 nt
Organism: Linum trigynum
Lineage: Eukaryota; Viridiplantae; Streptophyta; Magnoliopsida; Malpighiales; Linaceae
Source: the annotation of a GenBank genome assembly
GUGACUAUACAAUGGAUGUUGUAGGCCCUUAUGAUGCUGAUGAAAAUGAUGAAUUCCUUUUCGUCUGCUGGAAACAAGCAAGCAGCCUGUCCUAGCUUCCCUACAUCUCUCUGCAUCUCAUCCAUGGCGAUGAAAGAAUCUCUGGUUUUGCCUGGGACAUCUCAAUCUCAUGAGUCUGCCCAGCGUUGCCCUUCUCUGAAGCAGCUGUUUUCCAAAAUAGAAACCAUAUUGCUUCGCCAUUUUGGCGCUGCAAGCAAAUACAAGAGGCUUGAUGCAAAGCUAGAAAAGAAGAUGAUGGAAGUCAAGAGAUCAUCAUCUUCCUCUGCUGCUGCUUCUUCGUCUGGGUCUAAAAGAACUUUCAAAUCCAUGAACACCAUUAUCAUGAGGUUCCCUCAGUUCAAGCAACAGCUCAAAACCAUCAGUGCCGUUUUCCAACAGUUUGAUGAAGAUGGAAACGGCAGCAUCGAUCGCGAGGAGCUCAAGAAAUGCCUAGAGAAGCUGCAGCUGAUCAACCUCAAGGAGUCGGAGAUGGACGAUCUGUUCCAUUCCUGUGAUUUUGAUGGAAGUGGAGGGAUCCAGUUCAAUGAGUUCAUUGUCCUCCUCUGCCUCAUCUAUCUUUUGGCACACCCAUCUCCCAACAACCAUAAUGAUGGGCGAAUGCAGGCGUCAAAGAUGGGUUCGCCAGAGCUGGAGGCAACCUUUGACACCAUUGUUGAAGCAUUCUUGUUUCUGGACAAGAAUGGAGAUGGGAAGUUGAACAGGAAAGACUUGGUGAACGCGUUGAACGAUACUUCCCCGUGGGAGAAAUCUCCAUUGAGGAUCACCAAGUCCAGAUUCAAGGAAAUGGACCGGGACAGGAAUGGGAAGGUUGGCUUCAGGGAGUUCCUGUUUGCACUGAUUCAGUGGGUUGGCAUUGAGGCUGAUGAUGAUGAAGAAUAGCAGAGAUCCCAAUGAAUGGAACAUUCUUCAUAUUCUUUGUUCUUGACUUUGCAAGUGAUUUGUUAAGUUUAGAUCAUACAGUAACUAUGGAGAUCAUCGUUUCGAAAAACCUAAAGGAUUUAACUACAUUCAAAUGUAUGACACUGAAGUUACAGAAACCGAACAGCUAAAAAAAAAGGGGGAAAAAGAAAGCAAACUUCAAAGUGAAUCACCAGGUUUUCCUCAUUUCUGCAUAUGGGAUUCUCAAUAUAAUAAAUUUUGUUAUGCAUUUCUAUAUUAUCGAAUUCGGAGUCUAGACAUGGUCAGUGGAGUAGUUCAUUCAUUAGGAGAUAAUAAUUCAAAAGGGAUUGCUUGACUAGUCGGUUGGUUUCCAUUGGACGAAGAAUCAAUAGAUUUAUUCUGUCUGUACCGAAAUUUGAUAGAAAGAUCAUAUUGUUUGCUUUUUAUUUUGUUUUGUUUUGGGAGUGAAUAUUGUUUGCUUUUUUAAUGGUAUUUUGGAUUGGAUUAGUGAGUAGUGGCCUAGUGGGUCAAUGAUCAAUCACGAUUCGUACCACAUCAGACCCCAUAAGCCAAACCAAACCUUCAUUUUGGAUCAUACAGUUUGGUCUAGAUUUUCGAUCCUAGAACGAACAUGCCUCUAGAAAAAGCAUGUCCGUGAAAGUGUAACGGGUCGUUUGGAUACAGUAUUUUGAUGAAGUAAUUUGGUCGAAAUAACUCAGAAUGAGGUAUUUCAAUUAAAAUAACUCGUUUGGCAAAAAUAAAGUAGAAUGUGGUAUUUUGUUCAUGAGUCAAUUGAAAUAACUCAUUGUGAGUUAUUUGAAAUACCUACCCACCCCCUAGUUAUUUCAAAUACCUAUCUCCCAAUUUCUUUUUCCACUUCAUCCCUUCUUUACGUGGUGAAAUACCACAAUAUUUGAAUGUUUUAUCCAAACAAGACAAUUACAUCAAUUACUACAUUUCAAAAUGAAAUACUACAUGAAAUGCCACGUAACAAAAUAAUGCAUUAUUUGGAUUCGAAAUACUAUAGAACCAAAAUGAUGCAUCCAAACGACCCGUAUAAGUCAUAAGCUGACCGUUCAUCAAUUUGAAUUAGGGAUGGCAAAAAUAUCCGUAACCGUGGAUAUCCACCCGAAUCAGACCUAAUCGGGUAGGGUAAAACCCGAACCCGAAGCAUUUUUCGUGGGUACGGGUAAAACCCGAACCCGAAUGUUACGGAUAAUGGGUGGGCAUGGUUAUCUCACUAUCCAACCCGAACCCGCCCGAUUAUACACAUGCAUAUGUAUUUUGUCUAGAAAUAAUCAUUAUUUUUCUCU